Entelurus aequoreus (snake pipefish) is the source of this 4189-nucleotide messenger RNA. It is a transcript of the gene cdr2a, whose product is annotated as cerebellar degeneration-related protein 2a. NCBI's taxonomy places the organism in Eukaryota, Metazoa, Chordata, Actinopteri, Syngnathiformes, Syngnathidae. The record is from RefSeq and is a predicted model, not a curated record. The transcript is spliced from 7 exons. The coding region runs from base 1373 to 2518 and encodes 381 amino acids.
CAAACCAGCUUACAGCGAACACAGCAUUGACAGAAAAAGCAUUUAACGAGCGUUGUGGCUUGGAAGUCGGCGUUAAAUCCUUCAUUUACGCAUUUUUACUUAUUUGCAUAUCGUGUGAAAAAACGAAAAUGUAUUAUUUGCGUCAGACUCGUCUCAGUGAACUUUAAAGCUUCUCAGGCUUAGCUUAGCUUGCUAGUUAGCUUAGCCUGUGCGCUACCAAGAAAGAGACGCUGAAGUUAUCAACAACAAGAUCAAGUGUUAGUGUAUAAAAUAUUGAGAGAUUUGAGGGCUACAUGUAUUGUUUAAGUACAACUGUUCUUCGCCAGGUGUUCUUUGGCCGCCCUGGCUUACGUUUUCCCGGUGGUGUCCAUCUUAACGCUGCCUUUGGUAUCCUCUCGUUGUCCGGUUUUCGAAAAUAGCUAGCUAGGCUAUAGACUAUAUAGUAUAUACCGCAUGUUAUUUUUGUACAACAACUUCAGCUGUCGAAUGUUAUAAGGUACAAAUUCAACAAGUACAACAUUAGCACGGACGGUAUAGCCAAGUUGUGGUUAAGAAGGUGGAUUUUUGUUCCUUAUAUUUACCAGGAACGAAGUGAUCCGAACACACGACCCGGGACUUUGGGGGACUCCAGUGAGAACCGUCCCCCUUUUCCCGGUGUAAAGCUGCGAGCCAUUUGUCUCGUCUCUGUGGGCUUUUAUCACGCUUUGGCAGAACAAAAUACAACCUUUGUUUUCCCUGUUUCCAGUUGUGGUUAGCACAACCAAAAACAACACAGUUUUUCGGCAUUUUGGAGGCAGAAUGACGGGUUUAACCAGCGUAGGUCGACAGGUUAAAGAGUAAUGGCAACGGUUUGUUUUCAACGCCAGUCUCGUUACUAUGGCUCGAAGAACCCGUAUGUAGCUCAGUUGCCCGGAUGUCGGCCCUCACCCAUCAGACAUUAUUGUGAGGUUUUGUAUUAGUGUUCCUAAAAAUAGAUACACUGGCCCCCAGACACAUUUUGUCUCUAAAUGUGGCCCCUGGAGUAGAAAUAAUCGGCCAGGUCUGUGGCAAAAGGUGACGUAGCUGUACUCACCUGUGACUGGUGGAAGGCGCCUUCUGAGAUCUUGUACUUGUUGAUGAAGAGUUUAACGUAGUAGAAGGUGAAUAUGUUGUUGAUCAUGCAGGAGCCCAAAGUGGUCAUGGCGUAGGCCACAGCCGCGGGGUUGAUUCCCACGCUGGUCAGGUGCCGCGAGAGUUUGCUGCCGCCGCCACGCGCACCUGAGGACCCUUUCAUCUCCACGGUCAUGGCGGAAGUGCAGAUCUCCAUUUGGCCGCCAAGCUCGGGAAAACCCUCUUGGCCCGCAACCGCGAGCUGGAGCAGGGUCUCCAGCAGAUGUACUCCACCAACCAGGAGCAGCUGCAGGAGAUGGAGUACCUGGCCAAGCAGGUGGAGAUGUUGCGGCAGAUGAACGACCAGCACGCCAAAGUUUAUGAGACCUUAGACCUGUCCACCAGGGAUUUGGAGCGGGGGAACCAGAGACUGGUGCAGGACAGCCGGCUGGCCCACAACAAGAUCCACAGUUUAACCGAGUCAACAGACGUGCUGCAAACCCACAUGGAGGACCUGCAAAACCAGGUGGAGGCGCUCUUGUCCGCCCAGGUGGAGCGAAACAAACAUGAGACCAACACAGAACAACGACGCAGCUUGGGAGCUCAGAGCGUUUCUUGUCUGAAGGAACUCUACCACUUGCACCAGGACAGGUGUGUAUCUCGCAACACGAGACAAAUAAAGGUAUUCGGGUCACCUGAUGGCGCCACAGAAGAGGAGCACGCCGCUCUUCUCCGCUUGCUCCAGACUCUCAAGGCUCAGUUAGCCGCUGAGAAGGGUAUGAGGGAGGCGGUGGAGCGCGAGAAGGAGCUGACCACCAAAGAGAAGCGAGGCCUGGAGCAGCAGCUGCUGCAGCUGGAGGAUUGUCCUGCCCGGCACACCACGCUGCACACCCAAGUGGAGCAGAUGAGGCUCCUGUGGCGCGCCGACUGUGCCGCCAGGACGCCCCCCCGGGAGCUGCCGCCGCCUGACGCCGUCAUCUUCACCCCGGAGGAAAAACCCGAAGACGGUCAGGUGGAAACGGAGGAGGCGGGACGCGACAGCGAGGUCACGGCGAGGGAGGUGAACAUGGACGACCACAACAGGAUGUGUGUGAGGCGAGCGGAGGUGGUGAAGCGGAGGGGCAUCUCUCUCCUCAAUGAGGUGGACGCACAGUAUAACGCACUGCAGGUGAAAUAUGACCAGCUCCUACAGAGGUGUCAGCAGGCAAGCGAGGGACUCACCCACAAGUCCGUCCAGACGUCCUGUAGACCCCCAGCCGGCGCCGGACCCCGUCGGCCCCCGGCGAGCUCGGCCGGAGGCUUCAUGGCCGUGUCAGAGGAGCCGGAGUACAAAGUUCUCUUCAAGGAGAUCUUCACCUGCAUCCAGAAGACCAAAGACGACCUGCAGGACAACAGACUUUUAGUCAGAGACACUUCUGUUAGUAUGUGAUUGUAUCAGUCCUCAGCCUGGAAGUGUGUACGUGUACGUGUACGUGUGUGUGUGUGUGUGUGUGUGUGUGUGUGUGUGUGUGUGUGUGUGUGUGUGUGUGUGUGUGUGUGUGUGUGUGUGUGUCUUUUAAGUAAAUGCCACUUUGCUUUAGUCAGUCAACACUGAUGCUUUUUGUUUGUAUGUUGUAUUGAAAUGGUUAAAAUAUUACAUGUAAGUGCAAAUCUGCAAGUAUUGAAAUGGUUAAAAUAUUACAUAUAAGUGCAAAUCUGCAAGUAUUGAAAUGGUUAAAAUAUUACAUAUAAGUGCAAAUCUGCAAGUAUUGAAAUGGUUAAAAUAUUACAUAUAAGUGCAAAUCUGCAAGUAUUGAAAUGGUUAAAAUAUUACAUAUAAGUGCAAAUCUGCAAGUAUUGAAAUGGUUAAAAUAUUACAUGUAAGUGCAAAUCUGCAAGUAUUGAAAUGGUUAAAAUAUUACAUAUAAGUGCAAAUCUGCAAGUAUUGAAAUGGUUAAAAUAUUACAUGUAACUGCAAAUCUGCAGGUAUUGAAAUGGUUAAAAUAUUACAUGUAACUGCAAAUCUGCAAGUAUUGAAAUGGUUAAAAAUAUUACAUGUAAGUGCAAAUCUGCAAGUAUUGAAAUGGUUAAAAUAUUACAUAUAAGUGCAAAUCUGCAAGUAUUGAAAAGGUUAAAAUAUUACAUGUAAGUGCAAAUCUGCAAGUAUUGAAAAGGUUAAAAUAUUACAUAUAAGUGCAAAUCUGCAAGUAUUGAAAUGGUUAAAAUAUUACAUGUAAGUGCAAAUCUGCAAGUAUUGAAAUGGUUAAAAUAUUACAUGUAAGUGCAAAUCUGCAAGUAUUGAAAUGGUUAAAAUAUGACAUGUAAGUGCAAAUCUGCAAGUAUUACGUCCAUGCAUAAGCGUUCAAGCCUCUACUGUAUGUAGGAUUUAUGCAAAAAAAAGAAUGUUGAAAUGUCAUAAUAGGAUGAAAAACUUUACGGUUAGCAUAGAGGGAUAUUUGUUUGUUGUGCCUCCCCUAACACACAUGAGCACUUUUAUGAACACAUUAAUGUGUGGCUUAUUUUCCACCAGAUGAAAUGUUAUUUAUACCUUUCUUGUCAUAAAGUAGAGAUGUCUAUUUUUGAAAACUCAUGAAAACAUUCAUUAUUUAGAAGUGAAAAUGUGCACAAGAAAAGUGAAAAGCUGAAAUCGCUUAAAUGUCUGAAAUCAAUGUUGUUGUUUUUUUUUUUAACUAAAAAUAACUUUAGAUGUUUAGUAUUAUUGACGACCAGCACAUUUGUGGAACAAAAAAAGGUGCCUGAUAAAAAAAAAAAAUGGAACAAAAAAAUCCCAUUAAACCUCGAUUUCAGAUAUUUAAUCUAGUUUGGAUUCUCACUUUCUGUAGUGGAAAUUUCAUCAUUUUUGUGUGAAUGUAACGUCUAAUUUAAUGUAAUUCCUACAAUGAUGUUUAUUCUAGCCAUCCACUUUCUACAGCUUGGGGGUGGAGCCUAUCAGCUGAUGGACGUUACUAUUACAGAACAGCUUGGGGGUGGAGCCUAUCAGCUGAUGGACGUUACUAUUACAGAACAGCUUGGGGGUGGAGCCUAUCAGCUGAUGGACGUUACUAUUACAGAACAGCUUGGGGGUGGAGCCUAUCAGCUGAUGGACGUUACUAAUACAGAA